UACACUAUUGUUACAGAAAACAGUACUUUUACAAGUUCAUGCAUGUCGUAGCCGGCCCCCAUGUACUGUCGGUCGUAUACCGUCAUAGCAAGGAGCUUCGUAAUAACGGCUGGCGAACGAACUCGAAUCCGUCUGCGGUAGGCCAAAUCUGGGAAAUGCUUAAUUUCCCUGUCCUGAAGAGUAAAAUUUGGUUAGUGUGCUGACCUGAGAUCUCAAAGAUGCAGCAGCAUCAGCAAGGUGGUUAUCCUCCUGUGUCAGGGGGAUAUCGGCAGGGAGGAGCACCUCAGGGCUAUCCUCAGCCCCAGGGACAGGUUGGUGGAUAUCCUCAGUCCCAGGGACAGGUUGGUGGAUAUCCUCAGCCCCAGGGACAGGUUGGUGGAUAUCCUCAACCCCAGGGACAAGAUGGUGGAGCUAUUUCUGCAGCAGCUCAGCCCCUUGUAGAUGCCACUGCUCCACCAGCAGACAAGAUGGAUUCCAUUUCAGGUUAUGCCAAUUUUGGUGCUCCACUAGCACCACCUGCCUAUGAUCAAAGUAUGAUGGAACCACCACAGCGUUCAGAAUUGCCCAAUAUGCCCACAGUGACAGUGGAGCAGGCAAGGGAGGCCCUUCUAAGUCACGUUGCUGAGAACUGUUGUUAUGGGAAAAAGGCUGCUCAAGAAAUGGUCUUCAAUGAUAUCAGUCAUUCUAGUGCAUUCCAUUAUAAGUUGGAAACAUUCACUGAAAAGCGGACAACUGCAUGGGCUUCAGAACCAUUCAGAGGGCAAAUGAUUGAUGGGCCUGCUAAUGGACCUGCCCCUGGGCCAUGGGAUAUGCAGUGCAACCCCCCUGCUAAAUUCAAGAACCACAAAACAGGCGUGGAAGUUCCCCAUACUGCAUCUGUUAAGCCAUGCCAUGACUGUGUGGGUAUUGGACGCAAACGUUGCCACUCAUGUCAUGGAGAUGGUAAUACUCGUUGCCACCACUGUAAUGGUAGUGGACAUGUCCACAGUCCUCUCCUACAUGAUGACGACCAUCAUGGACACCAUGGACACCACGGACACCAUGGACACCAUGGACACCAUCACCAUGACAACCAUAUUGAGUGCACAUGGUGCCAUGGCACUGGCCAUCAGAAGUGUCAAAAAUGUCAUGGUCAUGGACAAGUGACUUGUGGUAACUGUGCUGGGACUGGCAACCUUAAAGUUUUUAUCAAGCUCACCAUUGAGUGGUUCAACCACCUGAGUGAUAGUAUUGUGGAAAGAACCUCUCUACCUGAUGAGCUGAUUCGAGGUGUAACAGGAGAAGUUGCUUUUACUGAAGAGCAACCACGGGUCUGGCCAAUCAAUCAUUUCCCUGAUCAAACCAUCAAUCAGGCAUCCAAGCAAUUGGUGCAGCAGCAUACAACUGGAUUUCCCUUGGAACGCAUUAUUGCACAGCGCCACAGUGUCCGUGUUAUUCCUGUAGCUCAAGCAAUGUACAAAUGGAAAGAAACCCAAGGAAGCUUCUUUGUGUAUGGCUUUGAGCACAAAGUGUAUGCACCAGACUACCCCCAGCAAUGCUGCUGUGGAUGCACCAUUCUGUAAGCCCAUCAAGGGGAUACAACACAAAUCACCUGUGAACUGUGUGUAAUAUUGAUCAGUACAGAGUAAGUGGUUCAUAGAUCAUGGACCAAACUUAAAUCAUUCUGAAACCACUGUGCUGUUCUUAAAUUGAAAAUAUAUUUUAAAAUUCAAUUUACUUAAUGGUUACAUUUCUCAUAUAGAAACUGUUUCAGUUCACUCCACACACAGCUAUUUCCUUCAUACAUGUAGUUUUAAUUCCUCCAUACAUUUAGUCUGAAGUGAAAGCGUAGAAGAAAUAUUUUUCCUUUAACAAUUUGAUUGACAAAAGUGGAGAAGAAAAAGCAAUGGUGCGUAAAAUGUGUUUUGGUGAGAUUUUACCAACAUGAAUAUUUUCAAUUAUUGAACAUCUUGGAUUGAUCAUACAGCUGACUGAAAUCAAAUCAGAUGUCAAAAUUCAUGAUUAAAAUCAAUUUCCUGUUUUUAAGUGAAUUAUGUUAACCAUACAUGUAUCCAUAAACGUAUGCAUUGUUUUUGAAGAGAACAUAAACCUGAAAGGAAACAUGCAUUUUGACCAGCUACAUGUAAGAGCUACAUGUAUGUUGUGGCCAUUCAUUAGCCAGAAAUGAGAAAGCAAUUGUGUACAAUUAAUAGCAAUGAACCAAAAAUCACAUUUAAUUUUCAGUAUCCUACCUACUCAGUAAAAGUAGAAUCUGUAUUCGACUUUAAAAGUGCUUGCUCAUAAUCUCAACUUGCUUAAGAAUCAGCAAAUGAUGAUGUGUAUAGACCUACAUGUUGACGUAAUGCAGUGUUUACCGCAGUGCAUUGUGGGUGAAAGGUGGGGAUGUUGCAGGAACGCGUCGACGUGACACGUCAUGUGUAACGUAUACUAUAUGGCGUGUGUAUCAACCUGACACCAAAAAAGAAAAAAAUUACCGAUUACCGUCCGAAAUGGUCAUUGUGAACAGCUCUGUUCAAUUGGGUUUAUCAAGCACUCAACGAACGCCAGAGCUGUGUUUUUUUUUUUUAAACUUCUAAGAGACCGCAAACGGCGACAGAUUUCUGUGAGAAAUAAGGCUAUUUAUUUAUUUUCACAUGAAUCAUUUAAAUUUUUUAUUUUCUUCGUGUCAGGCCGAUACACACGCCUAUAGUAUACGUUACACAUAACGUGUCACGUUGA
Molecule: messenger RNA, 2718 nt
Organism: Acanthaster planci (crown-of-thorns starfish)
Lineage: Eukaryota; Metazoa; Echinodermata; Asteroidea; Valvatida; Acanthasteridae
Product: protein SSUH2 homolog
Source: RefSeq, a predicted model, not a curated record